This is a messenger RNA of Rotaria socialis, 3522 nucleotides long. NCBI's taxonomy places the organism in Eukaryota, Metazoa, Rotifera, Eurotatoria, Philodinida, Philodinidae. The record is from the annotation of a GenBank genome assembly.
AUGGGUAAAAAGAAUCGUGAUAGCUAUGUAAUAGCUAAAACAUCACCUUCCAGCCGCCAACAAGAUCCAGCAUUUGAAUAUUUAACUAAAACAUUUAACAGUACAAAUGGACCCAUACAGGCUAUGUGUGAUGUUACUCGGCCACAUGUGGAUUCAUUUAAUUGGAUGCUUAAAGAAGGCUUAAUGAAAGCAGCAAGCUCCAUUUUACCAUUAGAAUUUGAAACAAAUACUAAAUUACGUGUUAAAUUAAAAUUUGUUAGUUUGGAAAUAGCCCGGCCUAAAGCAAAAGUAAUUGUCGGCGCCAAUCGUCGUAGUCACUAUGUUUAUCCCGCUGAAGCUCGUAUGAGUAAAAGUACAUAUUCUGGAACAUUGCAUGCUCGUAUUCAUGCUGAAGUUUUUGAUCAAAAUGGUAAAUUAAUUGGACGUGAAUCAUAUGAUAGAAGUCUUGGUUCAAUACCAGUUAUGGUUCGAAGUGAUGCCUGCAAUUUAGCUAAUAUGACUACAAAAGAACUAUGUUCAAAAUAUGAAGAACCAAAUGAAAAUGGUGGUUACUUUGUAGUAAAAGGAUAUGAACGUAUUUUACGUUUACUAACAAUGACAAGACGAAAUUAUCCUAUGGCAAUGUCUCGUGGUCGUUGGCGUCAACGUGGUCCUGGAUUUACCGAUCGUGGUCUUCAAAUUCGUUGUCUAUCAGAUGAUCAACGUGGUGUUGAAAAUACGCUUCAUUAUUUGGACACCGGUGCCAUUUCUUUAGCUUUUAUGUAUCGUAAAGAAAUGUAUUUUAUUCCUGUUGUUAUGAUUCUCAAAAUGUUAGCUGAUGAUAAUACAUCUGAUCGAGAAAUUCAUGCAACUCUUAUGCGUGGUACAUACGAAAAUAAUAGUGCUUUUGAUAAUAAUAUUAAAUAUAUGCUUCGUCAAUUACAAAAAACAUAUUGGUGUGAAAAGCCAUUAAUAACCCGUCAAUCUGUAAUUGAUUAUGUUGGUUCACAUUUUCGUACGCGUCUACAGCGACCAGCAUGGCAUACGAAUGCUGAUGUUGCACGUUAUUUACUUGAUAAUUAUAUAUUAAUUCAUUUAAAAACUGAUAAAGCUAAAUUUAAUAUGUUAAUAUUUAUGAUGCGUAAACUUUUCUCAUAUGUACGCGAUGAAUGUAAAGCAGAAGAUCAAGAUGCACCAUCGAUGCAUGAAAUUCUUUUGCCUGGACAUGUUUAUUUAGCAUUACUAUCAGAACGAUUAGAAACAUGGUUGGUAUCAUUGCGUGAAACAUUUUUAAAACUGAAUAAAAGUGCUAAAACAUCAAGUGAUGCAUCAAUAACUACAAAACUUCGUCUAGCAAUGGAUACUAUUGAUAAAGAUCAAAUAGCCAAAGCUUUUGAACAUUUUCUAGCUACUGGUAAUCUUAAUUCGAAAACAAAUCUUGGUUUAAGACAGACAAGUGGUUUUUCGAUUAUUGCUGAACGUUUAAAUAUUCUUCGUUUCAUAUCACAUUUUCGGUCUGUUCAUCGUGGUGAUGCAUUUACUGAAGCUAAAACAACAUCCGUUCGAAAAUUACUACCUGAAGCAUGGGGUUUUCUAUGUGCCGUUCACACUCCUGAUGGUUCUCUAUGCGGUUUACUGAAUCAUUUAUGUAUGACAUGCCAAGUAACACAAGAAACAGCAACAAAUACAUCAACCGAAGCUCUUGUUGAUACAUUGAUUUCCUAUGGUAUGCGACGUGUACCAUCGAUUGAUGUUCAUUGUUAUGAUGUUAUUCUUGAUGGACAAGUUGUUGGAUUUAUCGAUGAUACGCGAGCAUCAUUAGUUGCCGCACAACUACGUUACGAUAAAGUGACAGGAAAUCGUCGCCGCUCUGGUGUAUCAGAAUAUUUAGAAAUCGUUUUGGUUCCUAAAGAAACUCACGGUUUAUAUACACUCUAUCCAGGAUUAUUUAUUUUCUCGACACCAGCUCGAUUGAUACGACCCGUAAUGAAUUUAAUAACAAAAUCGACGGAAUAUAUUGGUACAUUCGAACAAGUCUAUCUCGGUAUUUGUAUAACUCAUGAUGAAUUUGUACCAGAAUAUACAACUCAUCAAGAAUUAGCACAAUAUAAUUUCUUAUCCAUAACAGCUAAUUUAACGCCGUUUAGUGAAUAUAAUCAAUCACCACGUAAUAUGUAUCAAUGUCAAAUGGGUAAGCAAACGAUGGGUACACCCUCGUUAGCAUAUCGAAAACGAAAUGAUAAUAAAUUAUAUUAUAUCACAACACCACAAGCACCACUUAUUCGAACAAGCGUUUAUAAUCAAUACGCACUUGAUGAUUAUGCUAUGGGUACAAAUGCAAUUGUUGCCGUACUUUCUUAUACAGGAUAUGAUAUGGAAGAUGCUAUGGUUAUAAAUAAAAGUUCUAUUGAACGAGGUUUUGCUCAUGGUGCUAUUUAUGCAUCUGAAUUCGUUGAUUUACAAGAGUUAGUUACUGAUAAAGUUGAUCAAGGAAAACAUCAACUUGUAUUUGCAUUGGAUACAAAAAAUCCAAAUUGGCGUCAUUUAGAUGCUGAUGGUUUACCGGUUAUUGGUUCAACUAUACAACCCGAUGAAGUUCUUUGUUGCUAUUUGAAUACAUUAACACAAGAAUAUAAAACAGUUCGAUAUCAUAAAAAAGAACCAGCAUAUAUUAUGUCAGUUACACUUGUUGGCGAUGAAGAUGGUAAAAUAUUAAAAUCAAAAGCAUGGAUUAUGUAUCGAAUUAUGCGUACACCUAUCAUUGGUGAUAAAUUUUCUUCACGCCAUGGCCAAAAAGGAGUUUGUUCACGUUUAUAUCCAGCUGAAGAUUUACCAUUCACAGAAUCAGGUCUUGUACCUGAUAUUAUAUUCAAUCCUCAUGGUUUUCCAUCUCGUAUGACAAUUGGUAUGUUGUUAGAAUUUAUGGCAGGAAAAUCAGCUGUCUUACAUGGUUUAUCACAUGAUGGUACGCCAUUCCAAUUCAAUGAUGAUUAUCCGGCUGUUGAUUACUAUGGGCAAUUAUUAAAAGCUGCUGGGUUCAGUUACUACGGAACAGAAUCUAUGUAUAGUGGUACAACUGGUCUACAGUUUGAAGUUGAUAUAUUUAUUGGUGUGGUUUAUUAUCAACGUUUACGGCAUUUAGUUAGCGAUAAAUUUCAAGUUCGUACAACUGGCCCAGUUGAUGCAUUAACAAAUCAACCGGUGAAAGGUCGUCGCCGUGAAGGUGGUAUACGUGUUGGUGAAAUGGAACGUGAUGCAUUACUUGGCCAUGGUGUUGCUGGCAUUCUUCUUGAUCGUCUUCUUCAUUGUUCCGAUGAAACACGUGCAUAUGUAUGUUCACGUUGUGGUUCAUUAAUAUCCUUAGUGAAAUCGAAAAUUGGUUAUGUUUGCCGAUAUUGUUAUGGUUCAUCGUCAAAUACUGUACAACGUGUGACUAUACCAUAUGUAUUACAAUAUCUUAUUGCUGAGCUUGCUUCUGUUGGCAUUAAAACACAUUUUGAUACAAAAUCAGUUGCACGAAAUUUCGCUUUGUCUUCUCAAUGA